Molecule: messenger RNA, 1422 nt
Organism: Bombina bombina (fire-bellied toad)
Lineage: Eukaryota; Metazoa; Chordata; Amphibia; Anura; Bombinatoridae
Product: carboxypeptidase A1
Exons: 11
Coding region: 19-1275 (418 amino acids)
Biological process (GO): proteolysis
Molecular function (GO): metallocarboxypeptidase activity; zinc ion binding
Source: RefSeq, a predicted model, not a curated record
UCCAACGUAUCUACAAACAUGCAGAUAUCAUUGGUGUUUAGUGUUCUUCUGACAUCUGUAUGGGCCCAAACAGACUUUGUUGGGGACCAAGUCCUCCGGGUGGAGGUGAAAGAUAAUGAACAGCUAGAGAUUCUUAGAGAACUUGAAACCAUGAAACACCUCCAGAUUGACUUCUGGCGGAGUCCUGCUAGGCCGAAUCUUCCAGUGGACAUGAGAGUUCCAUUCCGAAGUCUUCAGGCAGUAAAGAUGUUGUUGGAAUCCAGCAGUAUCUCCUACUCCAUCAUGGUAGACGAUGUUCAGACAUUACUGGAUCAAGAACAGCAGGAAAUGAAACGUUCCAAGAUGCAAGCGAGGAGCAGCAACAGCUUCAGCUAUUCAACCUAUCACACGCUGGAUGAGAUUUACAUGUGGGUUGACAGCUUGAUAGCUGAGUAUCCAAAACUCAUCAGCAAGAUUCAUAUUGGGAACAGCUUUGAAGGUCGCCCAAUAUACGUUUUGAAGUUCAGCACCGGAGAAAACAAACCGGCAAUCUGGAUGGACUUUGGCAUUCACUCCCGAGAGUGGAUUACCCAGGCCACUGGCAUAUGGACGGCAAAGAAGAUUGCCAGCAGCUAUGGGAUUGACCCAUCCGUUACAUCAGUUCUGCAGAACCUGGACAUCUUAAUGGAGAUUGUGACAAACCCAGACGGUUAUGCUUACACACACAGCACGAAUCGUAUGUGGCGUAAGACCAGGUCAAUCAAUGCUGGUUCUUCAUGUGUUGGAGUAGAUCCCAACAGGAACUGGGAUGCCGGCUUCGGAGGUCCUGGUUCCAGCGGUAACCCAUGUGAUGAAACUUAUCAUGGUCCAUAUCCUCACUCGGAGUCAGAAGUUAAUUCUGUUGUGGACUUUGUUCAAGCUCACGGAGAAGUGAAGGCUCUGCUCACCAUCCAUAGUUACUCUCAGAUGUUCUUGUUUCCUUACGGCUACACUCACACCCUUGCGCCGGAUCAUCAGGAACUGAAUGAUCUAGCCAAGGAAGCAGCAGAUGCCUUAUCAUCUUUGCAUGGAACCAAAUACACCUAUGGCACCACUAUUGCCACCAUCUACCAGGCUGAUGGUACAACUACAGACUGGGCCUAUAAUAAUGGGAUCAAAUAUUCCUACACGUUCGAAUUACGGGACACUGGGAAAUAUGGCUUCCUUCUGCCUGCUGAACAGAUAAUAUCAACAGCCGAGGAGACCUGGCUGGCUCUCAUAAAGAUAAUGGAGCAUGUUAAGAAUAACCCAUAUUAGCCAAACACUAGGACAUUCCCAUGAUGAACCAUCUUACUGAGAGAAGUGUUGUGAGGAAUAAAUGUCCCUUAUAGUUAGGAAAACUGACUAUUAUUAUUAAUAAUAAAAAUAAUAAUAUGCUAAUAAACAAAUAAAGUAAUAAAAUAA